AAUUGUGUUGAGUGUGACUGUUUUUGAAAAUGAGACAGGUAGUGUCUUUAAUGCUUUUAUAACGUAUUCGACCGCGAUACUUCUAGGGAAAGAAGCGAGUGAGACAACAAUACACGUUUACUGAAUUCUUCCAACAAUCUCAUCUCAAAGGUCUUUUUUAAACGAAUAACCUUUCGUUUGUCUGUUUUAUUUUAUUUUUCUUUACCUCUUUCGUUUUUUACUUCCUUGCAAAAAUUUGCUUUUUUCUGUAAAAAGAAACGCGUUGUUGUCUAAUAUCGGCCAUCAAUGAGUCAACAAACGCGUCCUGCCAAAUCUGUUGAAGGGUACAUUAUCAUCGUCACUGGCUUGCAUCCAGAGACUUCUGAAGAGCAACUUGAAGAUUUGUUUGCUGAUUUUGGUCCUGUUAAAAAUCUGCAUUUGAAUUUGGACCGACGAACGGGCUAUGUCAAAGGAUAUGCAUUGAUCGAGUAUGCUGAACUAGAGCAAGCUGAAGAGGUUGUUCGUCAAAAGUCUCUAAUGCUAUUAGACAGGAAAUUGGAAGUUGACUUUGCUUUUUUGGAACCUCCAGUACGUCCUCGUAGAACCUCUUUGGAUUCUCGCAGUCGUAGUCCUUCACCUCGACCUAGUCGCCAGGAUCGUGAUAUUACUAUGGAAGAAUCGUAGUGCAUGGCGAAAGAAACAGUUUAAAAGGUUUUGCUAUUGUGAUUUAUGGAUCCCAUUCAUUCGGUAAUGAUGUCAACAAAAGUUCGUUUUAUAAAAAUGCUUAUACGAGUACACAAGUAGUACUAGUGUUCAAAAAAGGAUUGAAAUGUUCUCACUUUGGGUGAAGACGAAGUGUUGAAAACCGGAAAUUUUUGUAAUAAUUGCAAUCACAGAAGAAAGCAUAAAGUUCAUAAGGUACUUUGUUGUCAUUAGUCUGAUUUACAACAUGCUUAAAACGAACGCUUACCGAACUUCCAAGGAAGUAAAUUCACCUCUUUGUUUGAUCAUUGGAAAAAAAAUAAACGAAAUAGACGAGGGAUUGGUCCGGUGUAUGUUUUUAUCCCACACGCAAGGUUUGAAUAAUGAAGGCUUUACGGAUAAAGUUCUUCUUCUCUGUUACAGUUGUUGUUUUUUUAUAGAAAUCUUUUUAUGAUUGUUUGAAUGCUUUAAUAAGUACAGAAGCUUCGAAAUAUAUAAUCAAUGUCUGUUGAUGAAUAUGUCUGGUGAUAAUUAUAGGAACAGGCCCAACAAGUAUCCCCAAAUAAAAGAUUUCUGCUGUUGGUAAUCAAUAUUUGUUUAUAAUUGAACUAGAAUGAACCCC
Molecule: messenger RNA, 1303 nt
Organism: Schizosaccharomyces cryophilus OY26
Lineage: Eukaryota; Fungi; Ascomycota; Schizosaccharomycetes; Schizosaccharomycetales; Schizosaccharomycetaceae
Product: RNA-binding protein
Exons: 2
Coding region: 286-663 (125 amino acids)
Biological process (GO): RNA splicing
Cellular component (GO): cytoplasm; exon-exon junction complex; nucleus
Molecular function (GO): mRNA binding
Source: RefSeq, a predicted model, not a curated record